Brienomyrus brachyistius is the source of this 1697-nucleotide messenger RNA. Its product is annotated as protein CDV3 homolog. Gene Ontology annotation, cellular component: cytoplasm. The coding region runs from base 219 to 833 and encodes 204 amino acids. The record is from RefSeq and is a predicted model, not a curated record. The transcript has 5 exons. Lineage: Eukaryota; Metazoa; Chordata; Actinopteri; Osteoglossiformes; Mormyridae.
UCAUAGGGUCAGCUUCCAGCAAGUGCAGGGUAUCACUUCCGGUGGGGCCACAUUGCUGGCAGCCGGGGUUCGUCUUUGAGGUGGUAUCGGCUCAGAAAGUCUUAUUCGUUUCAGUGUCUGCAAGAAGAUUUUACAUCUUGGAAGAGCAUCACCGAAGCAUUACUACUCUUCUGAAACAGUCGGUUGUCUGAAGUUUAGCUCGGGUAUUUUGACGGAAAAUGGCGGAGGUUGCCCCCACUGGAGCGGAGAGGAGUCUGGACGACUUUUUUGCAAAGCGCGAUAAAAAGAAGAGAAAAGAAAAAUGCAAAGGCAGAGAGUCGGUAUCUGCGCCCGGGUCGGUGGGUCUGAGAAAGGAUAAGAAAGAAAAGGAGAAAGCGACGAAAAACGAGAGCCAGGACGCCCAGAUGGAGAAGGAGGAUGAGAAGUGGAAGGACUUUGAGCCGAAGGCGGUGGAUUACAGUGGGCUUCGAGUGCAGGCCCUGCAGCUGAGUGAUGAGAAGGAGGAGGAGGCGUAUGAGAAGGAUGAGCUGGGGGAGGAUGGGCAGGUCCAUGUGUUUGGUGGGGACAGGAUUUCAGGGCCCUGGAGGAAGCCUAGUACCGCCCCCGCGGUGGCUGUGCCCGGGGCGGCCGCGCCCGUGGAGGAAGUGGAAGUCGUCGAGCAGAAGCCAGGAGGCGUCUACAGGCCUCCAGGGGCCCGACAGACUGGCCCAAAGCGGGCGGCCGUUCAGGGGCCCCCUGAGAUUUUCAACGAUGCUCAGUUUCCCACACUGCUGUCGACAGCUAAGCACACAGAAACCCGCAAGACAUGUCUGAAGGCCAAGGUGGAUAUCUGAGGUGCAGGGUUGGCCCUCCUUCUGGGCUUCCACAGGCUGGAUUCUGCGUCCCGGGAAUCCCUGCUGCAGGAGAACUCACUUGCUGCUCUAGUUUAUUAACCAGGGCAACACCUUUACCACCUGAGGAGGACACUAGUGAAAGGAGGUUAUAGUCUGCUUUGUGGAAAUUGACUCCUAAAAGUGGCCUUACUGGAAGACACACAGUGCCAUGCGCCGUUAGUGCUCCGGACAGCGGCCUGCUCUCGGAUCCAGCCGUGGCUCAGCACCAUCGAGAGCGUCACCCGGAGCCCAAGACAACAGCUGUCGUCUCGUGUUUUUUUAUUUCCUUAAAAUUGCUGAAGAAUUUGUUGGCUAACAUAAGUUUUAUCCUGCCUUUGAAGUCUUCUCGCCUCACGGACAGUGUCUUAAAAUACGAGCAUUCGCUUCCCUGUCAUGUGUCGUCUUUGCUCACACUACAGCAUGGUUUCCUGGGGUAUUUGGGGCUGGACAUAUGGCAUGUUGGGUGUCAAAACCACCUCAUACAGCCCCCACCCACCCCCACCCACUCAAAGCUGCACUCAAAUGACCCUAGUACCUCUUAUGAAAUGCACUUCUCCUUAGCAGGACCCUGAGGUCAGACAGCACUGUCUGAUGAUAUGCUGGGGGGUGGAACCUGACCUUUUCCCUUCAGUGGCUAUUAAAGCGGAACCCGUCACGCAUUACCUGUGCCAGCCUCGCUAUUGGACGUCUUGGGAAGGGAGUCUACCAUUGGUCCUGAUGCCAAGAUUAAUUUGGUUUUUGGUGCUUCUGCUAACUGACAUCAGUUUGUCAUGAACAACUUAAGGUUUGGUGGAAAUGUUCAAUAAACAGUCUUGGAAUCUUCAU